AUGUCGCGGAUGACAAACAACUAUGGUGGUCUGCUGGCUGAGUACCUGAAGUCGCCAGACGAUCUGGCCAAGAUCCCAUCGCUUCGACGCAAACUCGUGCAGGAGCACGCCUCGCUCUCAGCGAAGCUGAAAAUGGGCGCUAAAGAUCAGCUCGAAGCGACGCGCGAAGGGCUCUUGCAACUGCAGUCGACACGCCGUGAAAUUGCUGGGAUCCAAGAGAUUUUUUCCCAGAUUGAAGGUCUAUGUCAGGAUCCCCGUGACGGCAAUAGACCGGAUGGAACGCAGAGCUUCCGUCUGAUCAGCGAGCUGUCGCAACUCCGGCGUGCGCUGGUGCAGACAGAAGAGAUCCACCAAAAGUUUGAAGCCAUGUCCCAAGACGUGCAGAUGCUCAGCAAAGUCUUGCGUCAGUAUCAGCGCGAUAUCAUGGGCCCGGCUCCCGAGCUAUUGGCCCUGCACUAUAAAAUCUCGCGCUGGGAAACGUUUCGCAAUGAGGCUUUGCACCUAGCUGGCACGAGUGCGCGUGAUACGCGAGAGCAAUUGAUUGCUAUGCUAGCGCCCCUGGAAGAUUUGCUAGAUGCGUUCGAGUAUUAUAUCAUCUCUUUGUUUGCUCACACACUGAAUCUUGCGCGAUGUGGACAUCAGAGUGUCGUUGUAUGUCUUGUGAAGAUCAUGGAGCGUGAGAACCAAGAAGAUGAACGCACUGCCGCUAUCCGCUUCGCCAAGCAUGCCAAGAUCGACGGUGCUGCACGCUUUCAUGGGAUUGCCACUUACGGUCACAGCAUCAAGCUGUAUUGGCACAAGUUUCAGGACACACUUCGUGUAUCUGCUCUGCAGCGGCUGCUCAAAGCGUGGACCAGUUUGCGAGAGCCAAGCCCUGCUGAGUUGUAUUCACAGAUCGACUGGCUGUAUGACGAACUGGACCAGGCUCGAGCAUGGCUUGUGCCUCUCUUCCCCCCGACAUGCAACGUCUUCAAGAUGUAUGUGCAAGCGCAUCAUCGUGCUCUUGGCGAGCUGCUGCAAGCGCAAAUGCCCUUGGAUGAAGUAGAUGCAGCCUCACUGCUCGAGUUGUAUCAUGUGGCUCAAGAGCACGAGACUCGUUUGCUCAAGAAGAAGCACGGCAUCGACGCCAGCUGGCUCGAGCCUUCGCUGUUGGGUGGUCGUGAGCAGAAUAUCAUGGACGACUAUACCGGGCUAAUAACGCGCAAAAUGGACGACUGGACGGCGACGCUGAUGUACGACGAAGUAAAUGCAUUUGUGCAUCGAGAAAAAGCGCCCGAGGAAACGAGCGAGGGUAUGUACCAGCUGUCGUGCUGUGUGAUUUUCUUCCGUAUGAUGAAUCAGCAGCUCGAUCUUGCUGCCGAAACCAAGAACGCCGACCUUCUGUUGCGCGUCGUGGACCAUGCAUGUGGUGUUAUGCACCAGACACAGGCAACUUGGAUGCGCACAGCCCAGCAGGAAUUUAAGAAGCAGACAACGGCCAAGCAACCGGAAGAGGUCAAUGGUGGCCUUGUUGAGUACCUGAUUGCGCUUGCGAAUGACCAGCUCGCUAGCGCUGACCAAUGUGAGCAGCUUUUACACCGUCUUGUGAACCAGGUUCCGUCCGAGAACCGAGGUCGUGUUCGGGAGCUCCUGGACAAUGCACUGAACGGCUUCUUGGAUAUCAGCAAACACUGUUUGCAGCUGCUAGUUGACAUUGUGCUAUUUGACCUACGACCGGCCUUCAAGGACAUGUUUACGUUCCCCGCUUGGUACAUUGAAGGCACUACGGCUAUGAUCACCGAGACGGUCCGCGACUAUGCAGGCGAUUACGCUGCACGAUUAGAUCCCAACCUGUAUGAUGUGCUCUCUGAUGACUUGUUGAUGCGCUUGCUCGCAGCGUAUUUGACGGCGCUGCGUCGCUCAGCGCGUCUGCGCAUGCCAAAGGCAGCCGAACGCUUCGGUGUUGAUAUAAGCGAGCUAAGCAAUCUCAUCUCCUUCAUGCGUCCGGGUGAUGAAGCCACUUCACGCGUCGAAGUGCUGCACAUGAUCCAUGCGAUCCUGAGCUCGUCUUCGUCGAUGGUCUUCCUACCAUACUGGACUUUUGCCAAGGCACAUGGGCCGAACCUAGCAUUCAUCGAGGCAGUCCUGCGUGCUCGUGACGAUAUGGACAAGAACGACGUUACAGCCGUGCUAGAAAGUGCCAAGCGCAAGAUCCGACAAGAAAACUUGCCUGACGUACCCGAGGGAGGCCCGACCAUCAUGAGUGCCGUGUCCCAAACACAGGCUUCCGCCUUCUCCAAUCUGUUCUCAAACUGGCAUGCAGGCCCAGAUGGCGAUACUUGGAGCGCAUUAGCGCAGAGCGCACAAAACUACCUAGGCGCAGCCGGAUGGCGUCGCGACGCAUAG
Molecule: messenger RNA, 2385 nt
Organism: Malassezia globosa CBS 7966
Lineage: Eukaryota; Fungi; Basidiomycota; Malasseziomycetes; Malasseziales; Malasseziaceae
Exons: 1
Coding region: 1-2385 (794 amino acids)
Biological process (GO): exocytosis; exocyst localization
Cellular component (GO): exocyst
Molecular function (GO): SNARE binding
Source: RefSeq, a predicted model, not a curated record